This is a messenger RNA of Trypanosoma conorhini, 1377 nucleotides long. Its product is annotated as putative zinc-finger protein ZPR1. Gene Ontology annotation, molecular function: zinc ion binding. Lineage: Eukaryota; Euglenozoa; Kinetoplastea; Trypanosomatida; Trypanosomatidae. Gene Ontology annotation, cellular component: nucleus; cytoplasm. The record is from RefSeq and is a predicted model, not a curated record. The transcript has a single exon. The coding region runs from base 1 to 1377 and encodes 458 amino acids.
AUGGCGGCCCUACCAGAGGGGCAGCCGCAGCCGCCACCGCCAGAGGCGGAGGCAACAGAUGACACCGGUGCGCCGAACUUCAUCAAGACGGAGGUGGGCGAGAUGAACACCGUUGAGUCGCUGUGCCCCAAGUGCGGCGAGAACGGCACCACGCGUCUGAUGAUCACUAACAUACCGCAUUUCAAGGAAGUCAUCGUGAGCAGUUUUGAGUGCCCGCACUGUGGCGAGAGGAACAAUGAGGUGUCGUUUGGUGGCACCUUUGGCCCCAAGGCGGUUCGCUAUGAACUUGAGGUGAAGUCAAAGAAGGAUUUGGAUCGCCAGGUGGUCAAGUCGGAUUUCGCGACGGUGCGAAUUCCCCAGCUGGAUCUGGAAAUUCCGCCAGAGUCCCAGCGGGGCCUUCUCAACACCGUUGAGGGAUUUUUGGAGCAAACCGAAACUGGGCUUCAGCUGCAGCAGCCACUGCGCCGCAUUGAAGAGCCGGAGUUGUACGAAAAGCUGGAGGCCUUUUGUCAGAGGCUUCGGGAGUACCGCACGGGCGAUAUUCCCUUCACCUUCAUCGUUGACGAUCCUGCCGGGAAUAGCUACAUUGAGGCCUACUACGACUACUACCACCCCACCAUCGAUCCCCAGCUCACUCACUAUGAAGUGGAACGCACCGAUGUGCAACGACAGAUAUUAGGACUGACGGUUGACUACAAUACAAGGAGAGAUGAGGAGCAGGAGCGCGUGGUGGAGGAGGGUCAUUUUGACGAUGUGAUGCGCAUGCAAACGGAGUGCCCUGCGUGCAAGAAGCAGGGAUUCAUUAAUAUGCAACAAAUUGACAUUCCCUACUUUAAGGAAACCGUCAUUAUGGCGUUUCGUUGUGAAUUCUGCGGCUAUAAAAGUAACGAGGUAAAGUCGGGGGGGAAGGUUUCCGACACAGGUCUGAGGAUUGAGCUGCGCGUUGAGGCGGAGGAUGACCUGAAGCGGGACGUUCUCAAGUCUGAAACCGCCACGCUGAACAUACCGGAGGUGGCGCUGGAGGUGGCGCCCGGCACGCUGGGGGGUUUCUUUUCCACCGUGGAGGGGACGGUCAUGAUGGUGCGGGAUCAGUUGCGCAACCUGCCGCAGGCAGAGUUCGCAAAGGGGGACUCCGCCGACACAGAUGGAGAGUCAAAGACGCUACUGGAGUUUGUGAAGGAGCUGGAUGAUCUUCUGGAGGUGAAGCGGCCUUUUACCUUCAUUCUUGACGAUCCCUUGGCGAACAUUUACGUGCAAAACCCGCGCGAGCAUCUGCCACCGCCGGCGAACCAAGACCCGCGGCUUACCAAGACGUCCUACGUGCGGAGCUACGAGCAGGAUGAGGAUCUUGGAUUUCAUCAGAUGAAGGUUGACUGA